ACUCUCUCAAAGGCAAAUGUGUUUUGGUUAGAAUAUACUGUUUGUGUGUGGGUAACUGUAUGCUUAGUCGAAAUUGUUCCAUAAAUAUAUUUUACAGUUUUUACAGUGUCUGUAAAAGAAGGUCAAGUUGUUUGACAAACAGUACAUUCACUUUUUGAACUUGAGAUGGUUGUCUUCUUUUCUAUCUCUUUCUGUCAGUCUGUCUCUCAAACUGUUGAAUAUUUACUUCCUCUUACUGCCAAAAGCUUUUUCACUGACUGGGUUUGAGAACUUGUUAUUCACCCUAUUUAAUUAAUAGCAACAGCGGGCACAGCUUGGGCUCUGGAGGGAGUCGUUCUAAACUUAGAGUCAAUAGCCCUUACUCAUGUUACACGUUUGCCUGUUCUUUUCACUGACAGCCACACACACUGAGCCAGUUACCUACAAAGAAACCGCUCUACUUCUGUGUUAAGUUUAUGAGCCGUGAGGACAUUUCAUUAGGCUGUGUUGUCCCUAUGUCUAUUCUUAAAAUAUGACUAUAUUGAAUAAAGUUAUUAAUGUUGGUAUCUGCUCUCUGCAGAUGUGCUGCGGUAGUCUUUACAGUAGUACUGUAUGGUCUGGCGUUCCCACUGUAAAAUAUUAUCUGAUUUGGAGAAAUGGAGAAAAUGCGUUUAAAUUUGAGUUGAAUACGAAGAGAGAUGCUGUGAGUGUUAAGGAGCUGUGCUGAGAAAUGGCUCCUGGCUGUUUACAGCUGUUCAGACUCAUGGGAUCAUCACAAAUUGAAUUAGAAUCUGACUGAGUCCUCUCUGUACAGAACUCUGAGAUGAUCAGCAUUAUUCUGUAGUGAUAAGGAUCCUCUUUGUGCACUUAAGACAGGGAAACACAUUCAGUGCAGUUUUAGACAAGGAGAGACUAUUUAACACACUGUUAGGAUUUAUGAUUUGAAUGUGCAAAAUAUUUUACAUUAUACUCAUUCGGACAUUUUACCUAAAACUUCUGGUGUUGCAUAUACAUGUACAUUUUUUUAUUCAGUUCAUGUAUUCCCAGGGAAUUGAACCCAUUAUCUAUAGCCAAGAACACAUUCUUCUUAGCUGCUUUAAAGAUAGUUCACCCAAAAAUAAAAAAUUCUGUCAUGAAAUACUCUUAAAUCUUAUGGCUUUCUUUUUUCCGCAGAACACAAAAGAAGAUAUUUUGAAAAAUGUUGUUAACUGGCACCCACUUUGCGCAUUGGUUUUGUGUCCAUUCAAUAGAAGUGAAUGGGGGGUUCGGUUACAAACUUUCUUCAAAAUAUCUUCUUUUGUGUUCUACAGAAAGUCAUACAAGUUUGAAAUGACAUGAGGGUGAGUAAAUGAUGACAGAAUUUUCAUUUUUGGGUGAACUAUUACUUUACAUUGAACUUGGCUUCACAAGUAAUUUCAGCUGGUUUACAUUAUUUCAACACAUUAAAAUAAAAUAAGCAAAACGAGCAAUUUCAGCUUAUUUUUUACAUUAUAUCAACUCAAUUUAAAGUGUGAAAUUACUUGUAAAGCCAAGUUAAGAUUUUACAUUUAAGGUAGUUUUUUACAGUGUAAUGCAAAAACAAUGUUAUAGAACUUUUAAAAGAUACUCUACGAUGCCAUAGAAGAACCAUUUUUGGCUGAAUGGUUCCAGAAAGAACCUUUACCAUCCGAAAAACCUUUCUGUUUCACUUUUUCUGAACAUUCUAUACGUUUUUUUAGAUUAUAAAAAGUAAGAAGGAAAUGGUUCUUUUAAGAAACUUUGGUGAACCGAAAAUGGUUCUUUUAUUGCAUCGCUAUGAAGAACCUUUUGUAGCACCUUUUUUAAAAAGAUGAAAGGCUGCAUUUUAAGAAUAUACUGUAACUUACCAACUUCCCACUGAUGGAAAAUGACAUAGACAUGAAGUGAUGACGGCAUGAUACUUAUGCUAGUACAACAAAAGAGAAGAAACAUCAAGACAGAGUAAAAUUAAGCACCGGUUUAUUCAAUUCCAACACGUUUAUUUGUUAUUGUGAGUGAGUUACUCACUGGGCCUGUUGUGUCCGUAUGUCAGCGAUGUGAGAAUGCUGCUGCUCUCACUUUCCAGAAAAGCCCUGGCACAGAGAGGCACUGACAAACCCACACAAACAUGCCAGCAGCACAGAGUGCUUCACUCAUCCGCGGAGCGGACGCAGACAGGAAGAGAGAGAAUGAUAUCGAUGGAAGUUUAGAGAGCGUGCGGUUUAUGUACAAGGGGAAGAUGGAUAGGAAGACAGAGAGGGAGAGAGAGGGAGAGGAGCGACUCCAUCAAUAAUGCUCCAUGGAGUUAAAGUGGAUCCGUCUUCUAGCGGGCACUAUUGAAGCUGGCUGUACACAUCAUGGCAUGCUGUUGUUGUCCUGUUCCGUGCCUCAGAAACUGCUUCUCGUUUUCAGGUUGGUCUCAUCCUGGCUUUCAUAGAUUUGUGCCAUGAGAAGAAAGAGUAACUUUCACAGGGAGACAUCACAGUGUUUCUGUCAGUCAUGGGUAACAGAUUUACCCAUGAAGGUAAUGCAGGCUGUGCACCUCCCUUGAGUGGUGGUUUGUGUGUUUUUGUCCUGUGUAAUGCUCUGAUCGCCUGUUGUGACUAAUUGUGUACUGUUGUUGUUGUUGUCGUGUGAGUUAUGAUAUAUUGUAUUUUUGUUUGUAUGAUUUUAGAUAAUAUAAUGUACUACCAUCAAGCUGUUAACUAAUAAAUAGCAAAUGGAUAGAUUGUAUUAAUUUGAUGGUUCCUGAGUAUUUGCAAUACAUAAACUGCAUGUCGAUGAUGUCAAGCGUGGUUUCAGGACGAUUCGUAUGAGGGCCAACGUGUUUGUCAUUGUUUGCAUGCACACAUUGUUCUCUCACAUUUCAGUCUGUGUUAUGCCGGCAUGAGGGCUGUUGUUAUGUCUUGCUGUCCGUUCAGGUAAUGACAUGUUCCUCCUAUUCGUUGUCAGACCGAUUCCACAUUUACCCAAAAGCUUCUGCUUAUUUCUCAUGUAGUUCAUUUAAUAACAAUCCCUUAACAUCCCACUCCCUUUCAAUAGCGAUAUCACCUGCUGAGCUUGAUGCCUUGUGGAAUGACCCUCCAUACACUUUAGCAGCCGUCAGUGAGCUCUUUCCACCCAAUGACAUCAUGACAGCUGAUGAGGAAGCGGAGGCAGAGGUGGAGGCAGAAGGCAGAGAGAGUAACUGGAGGAGGAAGGAGGCAUUGAGCGGAAGCAGCACCAUAUCUUCAGGAGAGCGUUUUUCUCCAGAUGUCGUUUUAUUAUUCAGCGGGAGGCGACGAUCUAGUGUCCAGCCUGAUGUGAAGCUUCAGGAGGCGUUACGCACCAGACUCAGGGUUGUAGAAAGCAACAGCCAGGACGUCGCACAGCUGUUCAAGGAUCUUUCUGCACGACUGGUGUCUGUUCAUGCUGAGAAGGACAGCUUUGUCAUCACUUUCAAGACCGUUGAAGAGAUCUGGAAGUUCUCUACUUAUCUGGCACUAGGAUACGUGGCAAGAUGUCUUGAGAACUUUCUGUGUGACCAGUCAUUGUGGCUGGACCCUGCGUUGCUCUGUGAUGUGGAGAUCUGUGUGACAGUGGAUGAGGAUCACUUAGCUACUCUUUACCUCGGACUCCUGGUACAGGAAGGUACAUUCUUUGCCAAGGCUUUAGGCAACAGUGAUUGCAGAGAGGAUGAAGAUGAGCUGACCUACAUGAGGAAUGACCUGAUCAUGGUGAAAGACAUUGGUCAAGAGCCCAUGUGGGAAGGCACACAGCUGUCCACGGGCCAACAUGGUCAAGUGCCCCUGCAUGAUACGCAACCUCUGCCUUAUCCUUUUUAUCAGUGGUUUCUUAAGAAAUAUCCUGGCAAUGCAGGAGGGGUCUCGGUUACAGAAAGCCUCUUUGAUCAUUCUAUCGUGGUGGGGACAUGUGUGGCAAUAGUGGACCAUUACCCGGUGGUUAAAGAUGAGCUGCAUUUACACCAGGGUGACAUUAUCAAGAUCGAGGGAUUUCUUUUCAAUACUCUGAACAUUUUCAUAGGAAAACACCUCACGAGUGGAGAGAUGGGAUUUGUUCAAAAGGCCCAUGUAAAACCUGAGAACAUCAAACCUCUCAAUGGACAAUUGGUCUUUCUGAGUGAGGAGGAAAGGGCAGCACUGUCUAAACUUAACCCCUGCUUUGAGUCCUGCCAGUCUGAUGUGAUGGGGAAUUUCUUCUCCUCUGACAUAAGCACUGUGUACAGAUUAGACAGAUUGGAUGACUCUGAUUUCACUUAUAUUAGAAACCAUCCAAAAUCAGAGCAGAAAACACCAGUAGAAGAUCCAAGAAAGAGCACCAUAUCAGAAAAGAGUGACGCAACUCCCUACCACUCGUCCCCACGGCCGUCAUUCUACACCUCUCGGAAUCAUCUCGAGCGGGAUGCCGAAGUGCUCUCCUUUAGCCUGGAGGACACCUUCCGAGAGAUGGAUGAAUAUGAGGAAGAUCCUCUAACUUUCAUGGAUGAGGGUAUCUGGGAGGCUGAUGAAGCAGAGAUGGCUGACCCAAUCCUGACCUUCCUAAACCUGGAAAAUUUCCAGGACUCAUUGGAGACACUUUAUGACCUUCGAUACUGUUUCCUGGACACUGUCUUCAGUGGUCUUUCAGAGGACGAGGUUCUUCAGCAUUUGGAAAACUUGCGAGAAGGAGCUAAGAAAGGCAGGAUGCUGUGGGCCCAUCGGCGAGCCUGCUUCCUCCUAGGCAGGCUGUGUGCCAAAAAGCUGAAAUACUCCCAGGCACGAGUAUAUUUUGAGGAGGCAUUGAAAAUGCCUGUUAAUGGUUUUGAUGAUGAACCACUUUUGAUUGCCCUGUACACCAAUCUCACCGCUGUUUAUCUGAAACAGAAGAUGAUGGACAAGUUGAGAUUUACCCUGGAGAAGGCCAGUGCACUGAUCCUGUGUCUUCCAUGCCACAACUUCUGCUCCGCGGAUGAGUUUGAACUGCUCAAACCUAUCAUGCGCAAAGCCAUAAUCGAAAAGGACAAGUACCUUGAAGCUCGGACAUGCUACCUCUGCGUGUCGCUCUUUCUUCGCCUGAGGAAAGUAGAGGAUGCUUUGCCGUUCGUUGAGAGACUUCAGUUUCUUACCAUCACUUUGUCUGCUGAUGAAGAGAGACCUAUUGCUCCAGUUGAUCUUAACUGGAUGCUGUGCAGGCUGUAUCAUAAAAAGUAUUUGCCCUAUCUCACACUAGCCUCUAUAAGCCUGGACUCAGAACCAGAACAUUCCUUGGACGAUGCAUUCCAGAAAAUUGAACUCUUUAUUAAAAACUCAGCCAGACUCAAUCCCCACUGGAAGGAAAGUACCUCAGUGCCUCCUGCACAGGUCGUGGUUUACCUUCAGCAGGCCUUGUCCAUAGCUAGCCGAGGAAAAGAUCUGAAGACUCAAAGAGAUCUUUGCCUUUGCCUGGCUAGUGUUUACCAGCAGCAUGGAGCUCCAGAAAAAGCUGUGCCCUUUGCCCACCAGGCGGCACGGGCGGGGAGGCAAAUAAAUGAGGAGGAGGGCUUUGAGGCAUCUGUACUGCUGGCCUGGCUCUUGGUUCUAACGGAGCAACCCGAACAAGCCCAGUCCACUCUGUAUCCAUUGCUCAACUCUUUGAAUGAAACAGACAGUCCGGCACAGCGUGGGGUGGUCUACAACCUCCUAGCCCUGUGCCUCCGCAAACAGGGAAGAGUUCAAGAGGGUGCCAAAAACUUCCAUUGCGCCUUGCAGAUUUCCAGAGAGAAUGGGAACAAGAGGAAUGAAGCGCUUGCCCUGGCUAACAUGGGUUGCUUGUGUCUGUCUGUAGGGGCUUCUGGCCUGGCAGAGUGUUUUCUGCUUAAUUCCCUACAACUCUACCAGUUUCUCUCAGAGAGCCCUACGGACGAGGAGCACGUCCAGACUCUUCUCUGGCUGGGCAGGAGCUACAAGGAUAGAGGAGGGAGUCAGGAAGUCAGGCUGUGCUACGAGAUGGGUCUGCUUAUUGCCAUUAGUGCCAAAAAUUUGCACAGUCAGAUGGUUGUGGCAAAUAUUCUAAGUCGUCAUUAUGCUGACUUGCUGCUAUACGGACAGUGUAUUGUUUACUAUGAGCAUUGUGUGGGGCUAUGCAGAACUCUAAAAAACAAACAACUAGAAGGAGAAUAUCUGGAGCUGCUCAGCACCCUCUAUCUCUCAUUAAACACAGAGAAGUCUUCAAGGAAGUCUCUUGAUUACUCAAAGCAAAGCUUAAGGAUCUCCAUAGAUCUGGGGAAAAGACAGGAAGAGUCUGAGACGUGGCUGCAGGUGGGCCGUAUCUACUAUCUGAUCCAUGAGGAUGAGCUGGCUGACAUGUACCUUCAGGCAGCAGUAAAGACAGCCCUGAAGAUGAAUGACCCAUGCUUCGCUAUGAGCAUUUAUGAGGAGGCAGGAGAUGUGUUUUUCAAGGGACACAGAAACCGCCUAGCUGCUCUACCGUUUUUCAGGGAUGGGAGUCUGCCAUUUGCCCGCAGUAUUAAGGAUGUGCACUCGGAGUUCAGGCUGUUGGGUAAACUCACAGAGCUUCUGAUGAAACACAAGCAGUAUGAAGAGGCACUGCAAUACGCCACACUCGCAGUGCAGGUCAGCACCACCACUGAUGUGCCUCUGAAUGAGAGAGUGUCCUUCCAUCGUCUUGCAUCAGUGUACUUCUCUUUAGGGAAGUAUGAGAUGGCUGAGAACUACUACCUGAAGUCUCUUUCACUCUGCCCCGUUGCACUGGAACAUGCCAUUGAUGUUCGGUACAAUGUUAAAGUUUACUGUAGACUGGCUGAUCUGACCCUAUACAAAUUAAAGGAUGCAUUUGAUGCCAUGGGCUACUUCCACUUGGCCCUGGCAGCAGCUCUGGAGGACAAAGAAAGCCUGAGCACGCUGUACAUCAUCUACAUGAAGCUGGCAGAGAUCCAUGCCAACCACAUGCCUGAUGCAGAACUAUGUAAGAGAUACAUGGACAGUGCACAGAAUCUGAGGAGAGAACUGGCAGGAUACUCUGACUCUACGGACACACAUCAGGACCAUGCAAAUGCAUACUGUGCUGAGUCUGUCGCUCAAACUAACGCUGGCCUUUCACACUCCAGCAUUGGUCCAGAAUCCAGCAUGACGGAUACUAGCCUUAUGAUCCCUUCCCAGGGGGAGUCUGAGUUCAUGGUUUCUAACAUCAGCCACAAAGAAGACAUUGACACCAGGUUUUCAGAGAAAACAGACUCAGAGCCUUCUGAUCAUACCAAUCCAGAGACUACUUGCACCGAUAAUACAAACCACACUAAUGGAAGUACAUUGACGGAGGGUUUGACAUUUGUAAUAUAGGAAUGGUUCAGCUGUGCAAGCAUGCAGGAUACACUUCAAGUUCUGUGCAACAAGUUGUUUAUAUGUGUGGGACACUUUGGCAUGUGUUCUUUUUGUUUUCUUUUUAUUUUAUUAAAAAUUUUCGGAAUAUAUGUGCUUUUGUUUCAUAGUGUUUAAAGAUCAGUUAUGAUGAUUUUGUAUAAUUGUAAAUAUGUAUUUUUCUCUCUGUGUACAUAUUUGUUCUAACUAUGUGAAUCUGUUGUUAAAUCUGUUUUUCUGUAUCCUGUCCAACUUUAAUUAAAAAUGCUGAAAAAAUUGUGUAAACUGCCUUGAGCAAAAAAAAAAAACUUGUUUGCUUGCAUGAUUCAUUUGUAAUACCAUAGUUUUACUACAAAUACCAUAAUUAAAUUAUAGUGAGACUUUAAUGAAUCUAUGGGUCUUAUGGUUUUACUACAACAAAUAAAUAAAUAUGAUUAAUAGUUAUACCAUGGUCUGUUUGAAUACUGGAUUCUGAUUGGCUGGAAGGUGUGCAUUAAAAGCCUUUAAUGCACGGGUAGUUCCAGUCAGUUUGAUUACAUUUAAAAUUAACUGACAAAAUAACCGUCAUUUUCACCUGUUUGAUCUAAAAUGACACUGUAAACAUCAAUAAAAGCUUUAACUUGGCAAAUAACCAUGAUAUAAGCGGGAUAAUCCACAGCUAGCCAUGCGUUAAAGGGAUUUAAUGCACGACGUGGAGGCCAAGAACCUCUGCGAAUUUUAACUGCCUAUUUGGAGUCUUGGGCUUGCGGAUUAUACUGUACAUUCAUAGCCCUAUUUCACUUAUCUGUAUAAAUGU
Triplophysa rosa is the source of this 8103-nucleotide messenger RNA. It is a transcript of the gene sh3tc2, whose product is annotated as SH3 domain and tetratricopeptide repeats 2. Gene Ontology annotation, cellular component: recycling endosome. Gene Ontology annotation, molecular function: protein binding. Gene Ontology annotation, biological process: regulation of intracellular protein transport; regulation of ERBB signaling pathway. Bases 2901 to 7289 code for a protein of 1462 amino acids. The record is from RefSeq and is a predicted model, not a curated record. Lineage: Eukaryota; Metazoa; Chordata; Actinopteri; Cypriniformes; Nemacheilidae. The transcript is spliced from 17 exons.